This is a messenger RNA of Linum tenue, 3952 nucleotides long. Lineage: Eukaryota; Viridiplantae; Streptophyta; Magnoliopsida; Malpighiales; Linaceae. The record is from the annotation of a GenBank genome assembly.
AAGCAAGCAAGACAUGGUUGGUUUUGGUGCUUGUUCUUCCUCUCCCUCACUCCCUCACCUUCUUCCUCUCCCUUCUCCCUUUGCUCCUUCUUCUUCUUCUCUCCUUUGUUCCUCCUCCCUAAGCUCCUCAAAUCUCUCCCAGAACUUCCCCAUUUCCACCUCCUUCCCCUCGGAAUUUGCAUCCUUACCCAUAUUUAGUUUACCCAAGCACACCUUAACCUCCUCCUCCUCCUCCUCCUCUAUUUCUAAUGCCUGUAAAUCCAUUCUCCCUCUUUUCACUCCUACUCUUCUUCCACUUCCUCUCUUCUUCCUCCCCUGUUUUCGCUCUAAACCCACAGGGCCAAUCUCUCCUCUCAUGGAAGAACACCCUGAACCCUUCCCCUGACGCUCUCCGGAACUGGGACGCCGCCAGCCCGACCCCAUGCGCCUGGUCCGGCGUCACCUGCAACUCCAACAGCCAAGUCCUGGGAUUGGAUCUCCGGUAUGUCGAUUUGUACGGCGCCCUGCCAUCCAAUUUCACCGCCCUGUCGUCGACGUUGACCACGCUCGUCCUCACCGGAACCAACCUGACCGGUUCGAUCCCCAGGGAGAUCGGAACCCUCCUCCCGGAGCUGACUUACUUGGACUUGAGCGACAAUGCGUUGACCGGGGAGAUCCCCGUGGAGCUCUUCGACCUGGGGAAGCUCGAAGAGCUCCACCUGAACUCGAAUCAGCUCGAGGGUUCGAUCCCCGAUCGAAUCGGGAACUUGACGGGGUUGAAGUGGCUGGUUUUGUUCGAUAACCAGCUCGGCGGCAGGGUUCCCGAUACCAUAGGGAGGUUGAAGAGCCUGGAGGUGAUUCGAAUCGGUGGGAAUAAGAAUCUGGAAGGAUCGAUUCCUGUGGAGAUUGGGGGUUGUGAUAAUCUGACCGUGCUUGGGUUGGCGGAGACCAGCAUCUCCGGUUCGUUACCGGCGACGCUGGGACGGCUGAAGAAUCUUCAGACGAUUGCGAUCUAUACCGCUCUGCUUUCCGGACAAAUUCCGCCGGAGCUCGGCGACUGUACGGCGCUGGAGAAUGUUUAUCUGUACGAGAACUCGCUGUCCGGUUCGAUACCGAGCGCGCUGGGGAAGCUGACGGAGCUGAAGAAUCUGCUGCUGUGGCAGAACAAUUUGGUGGGGAUUAUCCCGCCGGAGCUCGGGAACUGCAGGAAGAUGCUGGUCGUUGACGUUUCGAUGAACUCGUUGACCGGCAGCAUUCCGCAGUCCUUUGGGAACUUGACGGAGCUGGAGGAGUUGCAGCUGAGCGUGAACCAAAUCUCCGGGGUGAUUCCGCCGCAGAUUGGAAACUGCCGGGAGCUGACCCACAUCGAGCUCGAUAACAAUCUCAUCUCCGGCGCCAUCCCGGCGGAGAUUGGGCAGUUGGUGAAUCUCACGCUGCUGUUCCUCUGGCACAACAAGCUCGAGGGGAACAUCCCGGCUUCCAUUUCCAAUUGCUGGAAUCUGGAGGCCGUGGAUAUGUCGCAGAACGGAUUGAUGGGCCCCAUCCCCAAGGGGAUAUUCCAGCUCACCAAACUCAACAAGCUGUUGCUCCUCUCCAACAGCCUCUCCGGCGAGAUUCCUCCCGAGAUCGGGAACUGCUCGGCGUUGAUUCGGUUUCGGGCGAAUGGGAACCGCCUCACUGGGUCGAUUCCGCCGCAGAUUGGGAACUUGAAGAAUUUGAAUUUCUUGGAUCUUGGAUCGAACAGGAUCAAUGGCGCCAUACCGGAGGAAAUCGCCGGUUGUCGGAAUCUCACGUUUCUGGAUUUGCAUUCUAAUUCGAUCUCAGGCGAGCUUCCCCGGAGUCUCGGCCAGCUCGCUUCGCUUCAGUUCGUUGAUUUCUCCGGCAAUAUGAUUGAAGGCAAUCUGACUGCCGGUCUUGGCGAGUUGAGCUCGCUCACCAAACUCGUCCUGUCCGCGAACCGGUUGUCGGGUCGGGUACCCGAUGAGCUCGGAUCCUGCUCCAAGCUGCAGCUACUCGACCUAAGCAGCAACCAGCUACAGGGCAACAUCCCGGCGAGUCUAGGGAAGAUCCCUUCGUUCGAAAUAGCUCUGAAUCUCAGCUGGAAUCAACUCACCGGCGACAUCCCCACUCUGUUCACGGAGCUCGACAAGCUCGGGAUCUUGGAUCUCUCCCACAACCAGCUCACCGGCGACCUCCAAUCCCUCGCCGACAUGCAAAACCUCGUGGUGCUCAACGUCUCCCACAACAAUUUCUCCGGGAGAGUCCCCGACACUCCGUUCUUCUCCAAGCUCCCCGUGAGCGUCCUCUCCGGCAACCCUUCCCUCUGCCUCCCCGGAAGCCCCUGCGCGGCCGGGUACGGCAAGGAUCGGCGGCGGUCGACGGUGGCGCGGCUGGUGAUGGUGGUCCUCCUCUCCGUUGCCUGCGCCCUGCUGGUGGCGGCGCUGUACAUUAUCCUCGCCAGCAGAAGGCGGGGCCGGAACGGUGGGCCCGACGACGAUUGCGACCAUCUCGAUGCCGACGCCGACGUGGAGAUGGGCCCACCGUGGGAAGUGACGCUGUAUCAGAAACUUGACCUGUCAAUUUCCGACGUGGCAAGGUCUCUAACGUCAGCAAACGUCAUAGGCCGCGGCCGCACUGGGGUCGUCUACAGGGUCACGGUCUCCUCGGGGACAACCCUAGCCGUCAAGAAAUUCAAAUCCUCGGAGAAAGUCUCCGCCGCCGCGUUCUCAUCGGAGAUCGCGACGCUGGCAAGAAUCCGCCACCGGAACAUCGUCCGCCUGCUUGGAUGGGCGGCCAAUCGGAAGACCAAGCUCCUCUUCUACGAUUACAUGGCGAAUGGCACAUUAGGAGAGUUUCUCCACGAAGGAAACUGCGGGCUUUUGGUCGAAUGGGAGACCCGAUUCAAGAUCGCGUUGGGCGUGGCCGAAGGAUUGGCGUACCUCCACCACGAUUGCGUCCCGGCGAUCCUCCACCGCGACGUGAAGUCGCACAACAUCCUCAUCGGCGACCGGUUCGAGUCCUGCCUCGCCGAUUUCGGCCUGGCCAGGCUCGUGGAGGACGGGCACGGUUCGUUCUCGGCCAACCCGCAGCUGGCCGGUUCGUAUGGCUACAUGGCACCGGAGUAUGCUUGUAUGCUGAAAAUUACGGAGAAGAGCGACGUGUACAGCUACGGAGUCGUUUUAUUAGAGAUCAUAACGGGCAAGAAACCGGUCGACCCAACGUUCACCGAGGGGCAACACGUGGUCCAAUGGGCGAGAGAGCAUCUGAAGAGCAAGAAGGAUCCGGUUGACAUUCUCGACCCGAAGCUGCAAGGCCACCCGGAGACGCAAAUACAGGAAAUGCUCCAAGCCCUGGGGAUCUCGCUCCUGUGCACGAGCAACCGGGCGGAGGACCGGCCGACGAUGAAGGACGUGGCGGCGCUGCUGAGGGAGAUUCGGCACGAGCCGAUCGGGGGCGGCGGCGGCGGGAGCGAGGGGGGACAGAAGGUGAAGCCGGCGGUGAAGACAGGGGAGAGCCCGCGGUCGUUGUCGUCGUCGUCGGCGGCGGCGGUGACUCCGGCGCAGCUGUUGAUGGUGCAGGGGUCCUCGAAUUGCUCGCUCGCCAAUUAUUCCUCUAGUUAUAGUAAGCAGUAGGGAAUCAGAGAUCACAUGGCUGCUGUUUGGGUGUUGUAGAUCUAGCAAAUUAGUUUGAAAAAAAAAAAAAAAACUGGGAUUUGACCGGAAGGCCAAAUUAGUGCUCUGCAGGGAGAGUGGUAGUGUUGAUUAGUUUAAUAUUUUUCAGACUUUUUGCCCACACCACAUGAAGAAGGGCAGAGUAGUUUGUAGAAAUUUGGUGGGGGGAGAUAGAGUGGCCAAUGAAGGAAAGAAAGAUGCCUUUCUUUGGAUACUCACGUGGCGCACAUGCCAUUAGCCUGUACCAAAUUAGCACAAAAAAAUAUAAGGAAGAGAAAUUUAUAUUGAAAGAUAAUAAUGUG